Molecule: messenger RNA, 962 nt
Organism: Theobroma cacao (cacao)
Lineage: Eukaryota; Viridiplantae; Streptophyta; Magnoliopsida; Malvales; Malvaceae
Product: Sas10/Utp3/C1D family
Biological process (GO): maturation of 5.8S rRNA; regulation of gene expression
Cellular component (GO): nucleolus; exosome (RNase complex)
Molecular function (GO): RNA binding; DNA binding
Source: RefSeq, a predicted model, not a curated record
UGCCUUAAAAGUUUGAACUUUGAAGCAUUAACAAAAAUUGUGGUAAACCUAACUGCCGCCAUAAACCUCUCUGAGUUACCCUUAAGCCUUACCAAUUUUUGUAACUUCAUUCUCAAAAGGCGCUGGCACGAAUCAGAGAGAGAGUAAAGUUUGAAUCUUUAACAAGAAUGGAAGGAGGAAGCUCAGUAAUCCCAGAAUCUGUGAUGGAUUCAGUGCAGACAACGCUAGCAAACGUUGAAGACGUGAGGACCCAUUUGCUCCAAUUCUUGUCUCUCUCUGACCCUGAUGUCCUCGCUGAAAUGCCCCCUCUUCAACGCGCUCAGGCUUUGUUCUCGCUUGCCAAAGCCACUGCUACUCUUUUCACUCUGAGGUUGAGAUGCAGUGGAGUGCAUCCAGACGACCAUCCUAUUAAAUCAGAGCUUGAGAGAUUGAGCUUGUAUGAAGACAAGUUACAGCGGUUCAUAGACUUAAGUAAAGCACCAUUGCGACCUUCAACUACCUUGAAUUCUCAGGCAGCAACCCGUUUCAUUGAGCAUUCUUUACCAGACCUGACCCCUGAGCAGAGACUUAGUAUGAGGCAAAUCAGUAGAGGAGAGGGCCCGAAAAUCAAAUAUUCAGAUAGUAGUGUUAAGAAGAGAAAAUACCAGUCAUCUGAAAAGCAAAGUGUUCAAGCUGCUGCUAAAGAAUUCCUUGAGAAGGCAGCCAGUGAGCUUUUUGGUGAUAAUAAAGGUGGUUUUAAGGGACCUCUGCAGGCUGAUACUUCAGAUGAUGACCUACCUCUGAGCUGAUCUUCCAGUUAAUCAUGGUUUCUGGGUCAGUUAUAUCAGCUACCAGCAGCAAGUGGAAUUUUGAUUGAUCAGUUCGCCUAUCUUAAUCUGUAUUAAUCGUUUCUGUCAAGCAUUCUUCUGAAUUUGAAUGUGUCUUUGUUUUUCAAUGGAGAAAAUCUUACAGAUUCUUCUGUA